Messenger RNA from Cicer arietinum (chickpea), 764 nucleotides. RefSeq names its product basic leucine zipper 4-like. NCBI's taxonomy places the organism in Eukaryota, Viridiplantae, Streptophyta, Magnoliopsida, Fabales, Fabaceae. Gene Ontology annotation, biological process: regulation of DNA-templated transcription. The record is from RefSeq and is a predicted model, not a curated record. Gene Ontology annotation, molecular function: DNA-binding transcription factor activity.
CUCUUCAAAAUCAAUUGAACUCUCCAUCACUCUUAUAUUCCUCUAAACCCUUUUUCAUAUCAUAAUUUCCCAAUACAUUGCUAAAACAAAAAACAAAAACCAUGCAAACCAAUGAAUUAACAGGACUCAAUUAUUUUCUCCCUAAUUCAAACACAUCACCUUAUCUUCAAAACCACAACAUGAUUCAAAACAACAUUCCAACAUUUCAACUCCAAAAAUUCUCAAACCAAUUAUUUAAUUACCAAAAUAUCCCUCCUCAUCAUCAAUUUCAUGACUUCAACAGCUCUCAAUCAUCAUGCAUAAGCAGCAACUCAACUUCUGAUGAAGCUGAUGAACAAAACUUAAGUCUCAUCAAUGAGAGAAAACAUCGAAGAAUGAUAUCGAACCGAGAGUCAGCGCGUCGAUCGCGCAUGAGGAAACAGAAACACCUUGAUGAACUAUGGUCACAAGUUGUUUGGCUGAGGAAUGAGAAUCAACAAUUGAUAGAAAAACUUAACCAUGUUUCAGAGAAUCAUGAUCAAGUUGUUCAAGAAAAUGCUAAGUUGAAAGAAGAAACAUUGGAACUUAGACAAAUGUUAAGAGAUAUGCAAAUACAAAGUCCUUUUAUUCCUUCUUUUAGCCCUUUGGAAGAUCAUAUCAAUUGUAACUCUGAAUUUCUUACACCUGAUUCUCCAAACAAUUCCAUCUCAAGUUCCAUGGAUGAUCUUCUUGGCUGAUUUGAACAAAAAAGGCCAAACUUUUAUCUAUUUGGUUUAAUUUCUUUA